AUGGCAGCGCGCCCGCUUGUGAACGACGCAUUGUGGCGCUGCCUCUGUCCUUCGUUCAACUCAUUCACUUCGAUCAGAGGACUGAGCUCAGUCAAAGCAUGCUUGCCAGCACGACAGCCCCCGGGGGCCUUCGGUGAGCGUCUCCAACCAUCCUCUGGCCGCUCCAGAUCUGUGAGCUCCAUAGCUUGCAUCUCCAAUGAAGUGGACACGAAACCAGGCCCCCAACCCGGCUCGCCCGCCCGUACGAAUGCACAAUCCAUCCAGAGGCCGCAUCCGAACCGCCAUUAUCAGCGGGGGCCACCAGAUCUGGUUCUAUUACCCACCGCCGACCUAUACGAACGCCUACGUAGCGACGCGGCAGCUGGCCGGUACGAAGAAGUUUUCAACGCUGUAAAGAUCCUGAUCAAGGAUAGAAGGGAACGCCCGAACAUUCGACUCUACGCAGCUAUGCUGCACAGCUUCGUGAACCCAGAAUAUGGCACCGCGGGCAAGAUCCGGAAGGUGCUGGAGGAGAUGGCGGAACUUGGGGUGGAUUUGGAUGCGGGCGGAUGCCAUGCUGUGCUUGAGGCUCUUGCCGUCCACCCCGACUAUCUUCUCCGUGAGGAAAUCUUGACCUAUAUGAAGGGACGCUGGUUCACGUUGACUGAUCGCGGCCAUAAUAUGGUGGUAGCUGGACUCCUUCGCGAUCGUUUGUUUGAGCAGGCCAUCCAAAAAAUUGAGGACAUGAAUCAACAGCGCAUCAGGGUAGCCGAUUGGCUUUUGGACAAGGCAGUGUGGAUUCUCCUCGACUACGGCGAGAUGGACGAGGCCUGGCAACUGCUGCGAAUGCGCCAGCAGAGCGGGAGAACAACAAUAAGCCCACCCCUGUGGGCCCAUUUCUUGGAUACUGCAGCGAAGCUGUGUCACGUGGAAUCUGUAACCCACAUCUGGACCACUCGAGUCAUUCCUGGAUACCUGAAGCCCCCCAGUGCCACGUGUCUACACGUACUCAACAUUGCUGCUCGUACAUCCAACGUUGACCUCGCCACCGACGUCUUUCGUGUUCUUGCCGAACGAGAUACUGUCCUUAUGUCGUUUCACUAUGAGAUGAUAUUGGAAGCAUACCUGAAUGCCAGCGAUAUCGGUGCCGCCAUCUCCGUCAUCAUGAUCAUGGCCGAGGCAGGCAUCAAGGUUGAUGAAGCAUCCAUCUACCCCUUGUACGUUUACUUGAAGCAGACUCACGCGAGGCCAAUAGAGGCUUUCUCGAUCCUCCAAACUUCACAUACAGCAGGAAGAAAAGUUCCCACAGCCGCUAUCAAUGCUUGUAUACAGGCAUCUGUCCAUCUCGGUCGUCUAGAAGAAGCCCUAGAUAUUUACAAAGCACUGCAUACAGUCUCCCCUGCCGGCCCAAACAUCCAAACCUUCAACAUACUGUUCCAGGGGUGCCACAAGGCCGGACGCAAAGAACUCGCCAUGUUCCUAGUCUCCGAAAUGAUCAAGCUCGGCAUCACACCCAAUGCCCUGACGUAUGAUCGCCUAAUCCUCGUAUGCUGUCAUGCGAACCAUCUGGAGGAUGCUUUCCUAUACUAUGAAGAGAUGCGUCUCAGCAACUGGUCGCCAAGACGGGGCACCUUCGAGAGACUUAUUGAGCUAGGCCUAGCUCAUGAUGAUGCGAAGACCCUCCAGGUCUUGGAGGAUAUGAGAAUCUGCGGUUAUAUACCCACACGAGCCACAAAGAUUAGCGUCAAGGAAAAGUUUCCUGAGACUGUAGCUCCACUGAACGAUGGCACAGAGCUACCCUAA
Molecule: messenger RNA, 1782 nt
Organism: Westerdykella ornata
Lineage: Eukaryota; Fungi; Ascomycota; Dothideomycetes; Pleosporales; Sporormiaceae
Exons: 3
Coding region: 1-1782 (593 amino acids)
Molecular function (GO): protein binding
Source: RefSeq, a predicted model, not a curated record